AUGGAGAGUUUUUGGGCAAGUCUGAGGCACCUCACUGCUAUUGGGGUGAGAGCCCGUGUUUACUGUGAAGACUUUCUGUUCCCAAAGGUGCACAGAACUAUGGCAGACCUGUGGUGGAUUUACUCCAAACCUGUCCCAGCAGACGGCAGAGAGCUCUGCACCUUGUUUCUGCAGUGCUCCUGCAUUACAGCAGUGAUAGGAGGCCUCUUUUACAACUGGAUGUUUGCUUCCCUGGAGUACUCCUGGCACCUCUCCGCUGCCAUGGCCAUCUCCUUCAGCCUGCUCCUUCUCCUGACUCUCUUUUUGGUGCAUCCUGCCCGUUGUGUCUUCAGCAUGAUCAUGCCCACAUUAGGCACCAAGCAGGGCAGGAAGCUUCUCUUCUCGACCUGCAUCAUGAUUGCAGUGGUGAACAUAACACCCAACAUCAUAAGCAACAUCAAAACCAUACUGCAGGUUAUUCAGUGCAUCUGCAAGAAUUCCUCUGACAGCCUUCUGAACUCAACUGCCCUGCUGGAGAAAGUUUCCUGGGAGUUUGGGGAUGCAGUCCAAGAAGCCACUCGUUCCAUUUAUAAGCCUAUGAAUGGACAUUUUCGUUUUUCAUUGCUUCAGAACAGCUCCUUGAUUUACCAAAAAAUGCACCUUGCUGGUGAGAAAAUUAGCAGAGAGUUCUUGUCUGUUGAGGAACUGGUCAAAGACUCUGUCCGAGUUGCCAACAGACUGGCUGCUGGACUCUUCAUGCUCUAUCUCUGUUUUGAGUCCACCUGUUAUUUGAAAAAUUAUCUCACCAACAUCAGCUUUGACAAUUUUUACAUCACCAAGAAGCUGGAACGUUUAGCCAUGGACAGAAGAGCAACUCAUCUCCUGGUGAGCUCAUCCAAAAAACUCAUCCGACCAACAGGCUUGAAGCUGUCCAGGGAAGAGGUGGCUCUGUGCCUCGUGCAAGCCAUGCUGGUCACCGUGGCCCUGGUGCUGAUGCUGGUGGUGGUGGCCAUGGACCACUUUGCCUUCAGCGUGGCAGACACGGCGGUGAGAAAGGCAGCUCAGUUCUCUGCAGUGCCUGUCACACUCAGCAUCAAAUACAAGGCUGAAAUAGGGAUCAUGCCCUUUCUAUUCAAAGUUUUCUGGCGUCCUUCUGAGGCAUUACUGCUCCAGGACUUCAACAGGACCUACCACCAUCAGCUGAUCUUCAGCUCUGCCCACUGCAGGAUCAGCCCCCCCAGGCCCCCCAACCCCUCUGUGCUGCUCGUUGUGGGGCUGCUCUUCUGCAUCCUCUACGGCACCGUGUUCCUGGGAACGUACGCGUGGCGCCUGUGCCGCGGAAUCGCCGCCUCCUUCUUCCAGAGCUGCGAGGAGAAGAGAGUGCUUCACCUGUACAGGAAACUGGCCAGGAGGCACAGGAAGGAGCAAAACUCUGUGAAGGGUGCUUUGGGAAGUCAGGGGGAUGGCUGCAUGUCUGAUACCACAGCACAGGCUUCUGCCACAAGGGUCACGCGUUUAAUUUUCCAGAGUUAG
Messenger RNA from Pyrgilauda ruficollis (rufous-necked snowfinch), 1512 nucleotides. RefSeq names its product osteoclast stimulatory transmembrane protein (gene OCSTAMP). The record is from RefSeq and is a predicted model, not a curated record. The transcript has 3 exons. The coding region runs from base 1 to 1512 and encodes 503 amino acids. Lineage: Eukaryota; Metazoa; Chordata; Aves; Passeriformes; Passeridae. Gene Ontology annotation, cellular component: membrane.